CGUGUGUCGGCAUCGAUCCACGUUCCGCGCUCCGAACCUCUUCCCGUCGGCCGCCGUCGAUUCGGCGUCCCGCCUCACCAUGCAGCCUCCGCCAAGGAAGAGUAACUAUACGAAGUUCUUGAAGAAUCUCCAUGCGGAGCAAAUCUCGAAGCUCCACGCUAAGAAUCAACACGAGUGUGAUUUGCUGGAAGAUGUGCGCACUUACACCAUCAAACGAUCAGCCAUCGAGAAAUCUUAUUCCGAGGCUCUCUUGAAAAUAUCGUCAGCAUACUUGAACAAGAAAAUACCAAAUAUUCCUGAUAUAAAGGUGGACGGUGCCGAGGAGAAAUGGAACAUGUGGAACGUCUGGCGCACCGUGUUGGAGGAAAACGAGAAACUGGCGCGCGCUCGACUCGCGGCCGUUGAAAUAUUUCAACAGCAAAUCGCCGACGAAGCGAAAGUUUUGCGACAGCAUAAGCUCAAUGUCGCAAAGAAGGCUACGGACUAUCUGGCUCAAACACAUAAAGAGUUACAGUUAACCGUUUCGGAUAUUGACAAAACCAAAAAACUGUAUUUCGACGAAGAGCACACAGCUCAUGACGUCAGGGACAAGGCUAAAGAUAUUGAGGAAAAGUUGAAGAAGAAAAAGGGGUCAUUCUUUCAAUCGAUUACAUCUUUGCAAAAGAACAGCGCUAAAGUAUCAUCUCGAAGGGAUCAGUUGGAGGAAAAGUCAACCGGAGCGAGGAACGAUUACCUUCUGAGCAUUGCAGCUGCAAACGCCCACCAGAAUCGCUAUUUUGUGGUCGAACUGCAAUCGUGCAUGCAAAGCAUGGAAGCGGCUGUGUACGAGAAAGUGUCAGAAUAUCUUACGCUGAUGGGCCGUACUGAGCUACUGACUUGUUCCGCCACUCAGCAUUCUUUUGGUAAAAUCCGUGACCAAGCGCAACAGUUGACACGCGAAUACAAUCUGCAGUGUGUGUAUCUGUACUACCCCGUGCUGAAACAGCAUAUUCAAUAUGAGUUUGAGCCAUGCGACAACGAUCCCGUGGAUACAGUCACCAUGGAACAUGAAACUGUAUCACAAACUCUGGCCCAAGAAGCUCGCCGUUGGGCGACGAGAGUGGUGCGGGAGACUGCGCUUGUACGGGAUGCGACACGGAAACUGCACUUGUACCAAGCUAUGCGAGAUGCUGGACAAAAGGUUGAUCCGAACGAUCCUAACGGACCUGAACUGGAAGUUCGUAUGGACGAGCUCAAGUCUAACAUCAGGCGUUCUGAGACCUCGAAAGUAAAAUACGAGGCCAGAUUAGAGUGUCUGCGAACCAGCGGAGCUCCAGUGGAUGAAUGGUUGAAGGAAAUCGACUUGCUUGCGGUACAAGAGACAUUGCCGCGCAGCAGCAGUCUACUUAGCAUCCGCACCGACGCAUCAGGCGCAGCUGAUCAACCGAGCUCAGACUCGUUCUACGACAGCGACAAUACAGAAGGUGAAGGACCUUCAACAUCAGCGGUCGCUAGUACAUCUGGAGGACAACAACGCACUACAUCUGAAUCCCAAAACGAGGAAGAACACGAAGAUGACGUUGAUGCCGCACUAGAAGAAGAGCGCAUGCGCAUUGAACAGCUCACAGUUGGGUGGGAUGACCCUACGCAGGUUAAUUGGGGAGAAACUGAGACCGAACCCACUAGUGCUCCAACCACGGAACCUCCUGCACCACCGCUGUACAAGUGUACUGCCUUGUACUCUUACACUGCGCAAAACCCAGAUGAAUUAUCAAUAAUUGAGAACGAACAACUGGAGGUAGUCGGAGAGGGAGACGGUGAUGGUUGGCUCCGCGCUCGUAACUACCGCGGCGAAGAAGGCUACGUGCCUCAUAACUAUUUGGAUGUUGAUAGGGAACAGGCCACUAGUGCGCCAGGAUUGGUUUCGCAAAUAUCAUUCUCAUCAGUGGAUUACACAGUAGAGGGCGAAGACGCUGACGUAGUUCAGUCUCCAGAUCAGAUCUCUGUUAUUUCCGCCCCUGUGACCAAGCCUGAAGAAACCAAAGCUGAAGAAACACCAGCGGCAGAGCCCGAAGCGAAACCGAAACCGGAAAGCAACGAAACUAUUGGUUACUGCUUCUCCUUGUAUGAUUAUGACGCCGAAGCAGCUGACGAGUUAAAUCUCGAGGAAGGACAGCUUAUUCGCAUUAUAUCCCGCGACGCACAUGCCGUGGACGACGGCUGGUGGCGCGGAGAAUCCAACGGCAUCAUUGGCAACUUUCCGUCUCUCAUCGUCGAGCUUUGCGACGAGUAUGGCGAGCCAUUGAGCGGUGCAGAUGAAUGGACUCUAUCCGAUUCCAUUCCACCCGUAUUUGCUUCUCCUCCGGAGUCUCCAACUGCUUUCAAUGACGAAAUCAUCAACGAAAACAACAAUACUAAGAACGCUGCCCCACCAGCGGACCCGCCGCCGCCGCCUCCACUCGACUUGGGAGACUCAAUGGACAGUCAGCCCGACUUCGUAUUUAACCUAGAACUUAGUAGAUUCCAACACGACCAUUAUGACGCGCAGUUCUCACCUUCACCAACCUCAAGCCACCCACAAGUCACCAUUGUCGUCGAUGAGGUUAUCAGUGAUGUGUUUGAAGAGGAGGAAGUGGAGGAAUUGCCCCCCGCCCCGCAGCCGAAGCCUGCGCCACCUCAAGUUGAAAUAACACAGGAAGAGUGCGGGCUGGGGGUAGCGCAGAUUGUGAUCACGGCAGCCACCCCCAUGAUGGAGGAACCGGAACAGCCCUUCCCGCCGCCGGAGCCCGAAGCGCAGCCCGAAGCGCAGUCCGAACCGCAGCCCGAGGAGCCGGAGCGCAACGAAGACAAUGACGACGAAGAAUCGUCCCUCUCCGAACAGACGGCAGUCUGCUUGCGCGACUCAGAAGAGGGCCACGCCGACUCCGCUCCGCAUCCCGCUUCGAGCUCCACGGCCUCCGAGGGAGACUCCACAGGUGCCUCGGUGGCGUCAGGUCCCCCAACCGCCCCGCAGUCCCCGCCGUCAGCGCCGCGCGCCGGUCGUGCCUCCAUCCCCGACGAGUUGGAACCCGCGCAACUAGCCAGGCUCACGGACCUCAAGGAGUCCAAUGCUUAGUUCGGCGGUUUCAACUGAUAACUAUUAGUCACCCAGAUGUUUGACCACAACUUUAUCACGUUAAUUUCUCAUGAAUUCACUUUAUUAUUACGUUACUUUUUAAUUUACUGACGUUGUCCAAAAACGACCGUUUCUCACAUAUGAAUGUUAUGAAAUGAAUGACCAAUUUUGUGUCCGUAAUUAAGGAUGCUUUACUCAGAUUUUGGGUACAUACGGUAAUGAAAUUUUGUAAAAAAGUUACAAUAUUUAGUACCUAGCUAUGUUUCUUGGAAAAAAAAGCGAUUAUAAUAGGUUUGCAUUGUGGCUCACCGCUGUGCAAUCACUAAAUGUACAAUUGAAGUUAUGAAAUCAAUAUCAAAAUUUAAAUUGUUGUUGAUUUUUUGAGGUAUAUUUUGGUUGUUUUUGAUGAAAUAUUAUAUAAAAUAUCAUGUAACUAACCAAUUAAAUAAAUGUACAAAUCAAGAAUUAUGCAUAACACUAAAUUCAUUUUUGAUUUUGAUUGUUUGCAAUGGGGUAGAUUUAAAUUUUUUGAUUGAGAAACGUGGUAGACUAGUGCCUUCGAUUUGGAGGGCGUAGGUUCAAAUCCAGUCAGGGGCAUGCUUAUAACUUUUCAGUUAUGUGGAUCUUGAAAAAAUAUAAUCACGUGUCUCAUACGGUGGAAAAAAUAUCGUGAAGAAACCUACAUACCUGAAAAUUUUCUUAAUUCUCUACGUGUGUGAAGUCUGACAAUCCGCAUCGGGCCAGCGUGGUGGACUAUCUAUUAGCUUAACUUAACCCCUUUCAUUCUGAGAGGAGUCUUUUACUCUACAGUGAGCCGAAUAAGAGUUGUUAAUGAUGAGAUUUAAAUACCAACAUUGUUUUCUAUUAAAAAUAAUAUCCAUACAAGUAUGAAACUUUCGUAAACGUAUCAUCUACUACUGUUAACUAUAGUUUUUUUUUUCUUUUAAAUAGGUAAAUCAUAAAUGUAAUAAAAAUAAUAAUAGCUAUUAAAUACUAUCUCGUUGAAGGAAAAUAUUGUGAGGAAACCUGCAUACCAGAGAAUUUUCUUAAUUCUUUCUGUGUGUGAAGUCUGCCAAUCCGCAUUGGGCCAGCGUGGUGGACUAUUGCAUAACCGCGCUCAUUCUGAGAUGAGACUCGAGCUCAGCAAUGAGCCGAAUAUCUCACUAAUCGUUGAAAACGAAGUAUCAUAUACCUGUAAUAAAAGAUACGAGUACCUACAUUAAAUAAUUACGGAGUUUCUCAGUACCAAUGCAUUAUGCAUAAAGUUUACUAAAACCAUUAAAUACGUACAUCGAUGACUACAACAAUAAUUUUGAAUUAUUCAUAAAUAGCAUUUAGAUAUUUAAAACUUUAUGCUAGUAUAUUAUAAAAUCUUACCCUUAAAACUGCCUUACUUUUUUACAAUUCUACAAAACUUUUGCAACUUCGGACAAAUACUUUAUGUAUUGGUAUAGAUAAUAAAGUUUAUAAAGUAUAUCGAUCCAAAAUACUGCUACACCUAUGAAUGACAUAAAGGUGUCUUAUCAGUAAUGCUUACUAGAAAUCAGUAAAACCUACUUCAAUAAAUUUUACUCGUAUAACGUACUUAGUCAAAAAAGCAAGGCUGGUUUUGCUCUUAAUAGUUUCCAUAGAUCCAUAUAUACAACGUAUAAGAUCUAGGUCAAUUCGUGAUUCAUACUUGAAAAUAGCUUUUUUAAAUACUUUUUUUUUUAGAAAAAUAUGUUUAACAUUUAUUUAUAUUUUACUUUGUACUACUAAAGAUUACUUAGUGAUUGUUGGACUGUGUAAUUUUGUAACGAGUUGGAAAUUAAUGUGUAGUCUAAGCAUUAUUACUUUAGUAAAAUAAAUAAAUGUAGAGUGGGAAGCGGUCAUAUAUAUUAUAUAUAUUGAAACAAAUACCUACUCGAUACAUACAUAGAUACGUUUAUACUAACGAAAUAUAUUAGAAAAUUAUAAUACCUAUUAUGUUUAAUUGGAAUAUUACAAAUAUAUAUUAUAUGGUAUAAAACUAUAAAUUUUCGAUGUAGAAUAUCUAAUUUUAUUGAGAAAAACCACUUUCUGGUAUGCUGAUAUAUUACAACAUCUACUCGUAUUAGCUCAGUAUUUGGCAUUUACUACGGCCUUACCUAUUAACAUUCAUUAGAAUUGAGUAAUUAACUAUUUUCUAUUGUAGUACGUUACUGAAACUUAAUUAGUGUUAAUUAGUAAGACUAUGCAUUAUAUAAUUAUUUAUAAAAAAGCUUACAUAUAAAUGGUUGUUUAUUAAAUCAAUGUUAUUGCUUAAUAUAUGUAAAUUGUUUUUGUGAUUUGAAAGUAGAUACUUUGUGUCGAAUGCACGUGUCACGUUCGUUAUAAAAGAUCCACGGGCACAAUGUGCACUUUCUUUAUAUUAUGUAACUAGCAGACACCGCGCGGUUUCAAACCUGUAGUUCCCGUUCCCGUAGGAAUACGGGGAUGAAAUAUAGCCUAUGUCACUCGGGAAUAGUGUAGCUUGCCAACAGUGAAAGAAUUUUUCAAUUCAGUUCAGUAGUUUCAGAGCCUAUUCUAUGCAAACAAACAAAGAAUCGUUCAAAUAUUUCCUCUUCAUAAUAUUAGUAUAGAUUAUGUAAAAGUAGAUUAAUUAAUGUUAGUUUAAAUUACCCCACAUAGUCUGCAUAUGCGUGUGUACACACGAAUGUGAAUCGUCUUUGGAUUUCUUAUACUCAUAUAUUAUAAGCGUAAUUUACUAAGACCAGAUUUCUCUCUGAUCAAAUGAUUGUAGUUUUACCAGGGAAAUCAUCCGAAAGUUUUGAAAUUUAAAGAUUUUGCUUGCUUUUGUCGCGAUUCUACUUUGCCACUUCGUUUCUUUGCCAUAUUGGAAUAUAGUCUUUUAAAAGCAGUUUUUAGACAAUACUAUUCCCAUUCCGAAUUAUUCGACGAUAUCAACAUAAAGAUAAAUAAUAAAAUAAACGAUAGAAAAUUCACUGUAAAAAAUCUAAAGGAAUCUGUAAAAUAACCAAUUUUCAAGUCUCUGAAAACUACCUUUUUUAGACCUGGCAAGGUAGUAAAAGUUAAAUACUUACCAAAUGAUUGGAACUAGGUGUUUAAAAGUUUUAUUAAAAGCUAUUCUCAAUAAGUUUCACUUCGUUAAACUGCUUAAUAAUUGUAGGGUUAAAAGUUAGACAAUUAAUAUUUGUAUGUGAUUUAGUGUUACCAAAUGGUUACCACGUUUAGUUUGGUAUUUAAGGCGAAUUAUAACACCCAUUAACAACUCACUGAUAUAGUAUAAUGACACCGAAUUACAUAAGAACAUCUAUAUUUAACGUGAAUGUUAUUGUUAAGUUUUUAUUUUAAUUUUUCAAUAUUUUGUAAUUUUUUUGUAGAUUCAUGAUUUGCCUAUACGAUUUAUAUUUUUUGGGUUUAUAGAUUAACUAAUGAAAUAUUAAGAGAUUAUUAAUUACUUAUUUAUUAUUAUUGGAUUACAAACUAACUCGUACAUCGAUAUUACAGUUAUCCGCCUAAUGUUACCUUAUUUUUGAUAUUUAUUAGUUAUCUAAUCCAAUAAGUAUUACCUUGUUCCAUUUAAAUUUAAUUGUUUUUCUGUAACGGUCGAUUAAUUACAUGUCGAUCUUUAAUCUGUCGGUAUGUUACUUACUAAUUUCAAAUUAACUACGAGUAGAAAAUUACAUAUUAUUAAUUAAGACAAAAUUAUCAUGUCUACUUAACUGUCAUAUUAGAGAUGGAAAUGUUAUCUUAAACGGCCGUUUAUAAUAAUUAUAAUGUAUAUGAAACUUAUUGCCCCAGUAUCAAGUAUCUUAUAGGCUACUUGUCAUCUCUAUUAUUAUUGUCGUCAGCGUAGAAUAAUUUCAGAAGGUACUCGUAGUACAUCGUCUACGCUCGUAGCCUACUUAUUGACCAAGAAUACGUAUUACCUACAGGUUGACCAAAACUAGCAGACACCCCGGUUUCACCCGCGUAGUUCCCAUUCCUGUGCAAAUAAGGGGAUAAAAUAUAGCCUAUAUUGUUCGCUGAUAUUGUAGCUUUCCAUUGGUGUAAGAAUUUUCAAUAUCGGCCUAGUAAUUUCAGAGCCUAGUCGUUACAAAAAACAAAUCUUACCUCUUUAUAAUAUUAGUUAUGUAGCUAUGUAAUAAUAAUCAGUCAUCAGCAUGGACAAACAUUCAGAGUAAAACAUUCAAAGUGUCCUUAAAAAAAUUGUCUGCAUUUUGUAUAACUUUUUAAAGAUAACGAAGAGCAGCAAAACAAUAAUCAUUAAUUUUUUAAAUCUUUUCCUUUGUCAUUGUUUAGUUGUGGUGUAAUUUAUAUAAAGCUUAUAGUAUUUAUAUGAUGAAUUGUUUCAUAUAGAUCCAUAGAGUAAUUAACUAUCGGAUGUAAGGGAAAAUUGUAGGUAUUUAGAAAAACAAAAUACAGAAAUUCACUCGAACAAAGUAUCGGGUGUCCCCCUAAUAGGUACAUAAUAAGAUUUAACAACAAAGAUUAUAAUUAUAAUUACACAAGAGAUGACAAGUAAGAAGGUAACUACCUUAUAUAAUGAUUUAUUU
Bicyclus anynana (squinting bush brown) is the source of this 7632-nucleotide messenger RNA. It is a transcript of the gene nwk, whose product is annotated as protein nervous wreck. Gene Ontology annotation, biological process: regulation of actin filament polymerization; neuromuscular synaptic transmission. The record is from RefSeq and is a predicted model, not a curated record. Gene Ontology annotation, molecular function: protein binding. The transcript is spliced from 18 exons. Lineage: Eukaryota; Metazoa; Arthropoda; Insecta; Lepidoptera; Nymphalidae. Gene Ontology annotation, cellular component: recycling endosome; neuromuscular junction. Bases 80 to 3094 code for a protein of 1004 amino acids.